AUGUCGAACACCGAUUUCCUCGGACGAGCGAUCGACACGGUGAAAAAGGCAAUCGAGCUCGACACGGCGGGAUCGUACGAACAGGCGUACCAACAGUACUAUGCGGCGCUGGAGCUGUUCAUGCUCGCGCUGAAAUGGGAGAAGAACCCGAAAUCCAAGGAGAUGAUCCGGGCAAAGGCGGGCGAGUACAUGGACCGGGCGGAGAAAUUAAAGGCACACAUCCAGGCCAACGACCCGAGUAAUCGCAAGAAACCCGCGGCGAUGGGCGUGAAUGGGAAGGCGGUGAACGGCGCCGGCGCCGGCAAAGGCGAGAGCGGCGACAAAGAGGACGAGGACGCCGACAGCAAAAAGCUGCGCGGCCAGCUGACGGGGGCGAUCCUGACGGACAAGCCGAACGUCAAGUGGGAGGACGUGGCCGGGCUGGACCAGGCCAAAGAGGCGUUGAAAGAGGCCGUCAUCCUGCCCAUCAAGUUCCCCCACCUGUUCCAGGGCAAACGGCAACCGUGGAAGGGCAUCUUACUGUACGGCCCGCCGGGGACGGGGAAAUCGUACCUGGCCAAGGCCGUGGCGACCGAGGCCAACAGCACUUUUUUCAGCGUCAGCUCGUCCGAUUUGGUGAGCAAGUGGAUGGGCGAGUCCGAGCGGUUGGUGAAACAGUUGUUCACCAUGGCGCGGGAAAACAAGCCCGCCAUCAUCUUCAUCGACGAGGUGGAUGCGCUGUGCGGCCCGCGUGGAGAAGGCGAAUCCGAAGCCUCACGCCGCAUCAAGACCGAACUGCUGGUCCAGAUGGACGGCGUGGGCAAGGAUUCCAAGGGCGUGUUGAUUCUAGGCGCGACAAAUAUCCCCUGGCAGCUCGACGCGGCCAUUCGUCGCCGCUUCCAGCGCAGAAUCCAUAUCUCUUUACCGGACAAGCCGGCUCGCAUGCGCAUGUUCGAACUCGCCGUCGGAGACACCAAAUGCGAACUGACCCAGGCGGACUACAAGACGCUGGCCGAUCUGAGCGAGGGCUAUUCCGGAAGUGAUAUCAGCAUCGCAGUGCAAGAUGCGCUGAUGCAGCCUGUGAGGAAGAUUCAAACCGCCACACAUUAUAAGAAGGUCACCGUUGACGGAGAAGAAAAACUCACGCCCUGCUCCCCCGGCGACGCCGGCGCCAUGGAAAUGACCUGGAUGGACAUCGACUCCGAGAAGCUCCUCGAACCGCCCUUGCAGGUCAAAGAUUUCAUCCGAGCCAUCAAGGCCUCAAGGCCCACCGUGUCGGGGGAAGACCUCAAAAGAAACGCCGAGUGGACGGCAGAAUUCGGCAGCGAGGGUGCUUGA
This is a messenger RNA of Capronia coronata CBS 617.96, 1317 nucleotides long. Its product is annotated as vacuolar protein sorting-associated protein 4. The transcript is spliced from 2 exons. Gene Ontology annotation, biological process: endosomal transport; vacuole organization. Lineage: Eukaryota; Fungi; Ascomycota; Eurotiomycetes; Chaetothyriales; Herpotrichiellaceae. The record is from RefSeq and is a predicted model, not a curated record. Bases 1 to 1317 code for a protein of 438 amino acids. Gene Ontology annotation, molecular function: ATP hydrolysis activity; ATP binding.